This is a messenger RNA of Sporothrix brasiliensis 5110, 1071 nucleotides long. Its product is annotated as alcohol dehydrogenase. Gene Ontology annotation, molecular function: zinc ion binding; oxidoreductase activity. The transcript has 5 exons. The record is from RefSeq and is a predicted model, not a curated record. Bases 1 to 1071 code for a protein of 356 amino acids. NCBI's taxonomy places the organism in Eukaryota, Fungi, Ascomycota, Sordariomycetes, Ophiostomatales, Ophiostomataceae.
AUGUCUGCGACUAUGAAGGCCGUCGUCUUUGACGGACCCGGCAGGGUCUCGAUCCAGGACCGUCCGAUACCGCAGCUUGAGAACGACCAUGACGUCAUUGUCAAGGUGCAGGCCACGGCGCUCUGCGGGUCGAACGCCAGCGAGCUCCAUGUCUUCCGCGGCCACCAGCCGUCGGCCACCGGCUUCAUCAUGGGCCACGAGUUUGUCGGCGUCGUGACCGAAAAGGGCGCGGCCGUCAAGACGGUCGAGAUUGGCGACAAGGUCGUCUCGCCCUUCACCACGUCGUGCCAAACGUGCUUCUACUGCCAGAACGAAAUGUCGUCGCGCUGCAACGAGUCCCUGCUGUUUGGCUGCCCCAAGCUCGACGGCGGCCAGGCCGAGUUCGUGCGCGUCCCCAACGCCGACGGCACCGUCGUCCAGGCGCCGGCCCACGUCGACGACAAGGCCCUCGUGCUCAUGGCCGACAUUUUCCCCACGGGCUACUUUGGUGCGCGCAACGCCUUCCGCCUGCUGGCGCCCAACGUGCAGCCCGAGGACGCCGUCAUCGUCGUCGUCGGCUGCGGCCCUGUCGGCCUCUGCGCCAUUGUGGCGGCGCUGGAGCACAAGCCCAAGCACCUGUUUGCCGUCGACAGCGUGCCGAGCCGUCUGGCGCUGGCCAAGCAGCUGGGCGCGGAGCCGCUCAAUUUCGUGGAGGACAAGGAGCGGAUGGUGCAGCGGGUGCAAGAGGUGACCGAGGGCCGGGGCGCGGAUGCGGUGGUCGAGGUGGUCGGGUUGAGCCCGGCGCUGCGGACGGCCUUUGACCUGAUCCGGCCGUUUGGUGUGAUCAGCUCGAUUGGCGUGCACAAUGCCGAGAUUCCCUGGGACGGCAACGAGGCCUACAACAAAAAUGUUCGCGUGCAGAUGGGCCGCUGCCCUGUGCGUUCCAUCUUUUCCGAUGCGCUCGCGGUGCUGGCCAAGAAGCAGGACAAGUUCAGCUUCAUGUUUGACAAGAUCAUGCCGCUCACCGACGCCGCCGAGGGCUAUGAUCUGUUCAACAACAUGAAGGUCCAGAAGGUCGUGUUCACAGUGUAG